Micromonas pusilla CCMP1545 is the source of this 2115-nucleotide messenger RNA. RefSeq lists its product as uncharacterized. The coding region runs from base 1 to 2115 and encodes 704 amino acids. Gene Ontology annotation, cellular component: ribonucleoprotein complex. The record is from RefSeq and is a predicted model, not a curated record. Gene Ontology annotation, molecular function: RNA binding. The transcript has 2 exons. Lineage: Eukaryota; Viridiplantae; Chlorophyta; Mamiellophyceae; Mamiellales; Mamiellaceae.
AUGGCGAGCAUCCCGGAGACCGCGGCCGCGAGGAAGGCGCUCAAGGUGUCGGACAUCCGCGCCAUCUUGGACGCCGUCGGCGUCGAUUCGUCCGGGACCAAGCCGGUGCUCCUGGGGAAACUCGAGGACCACGUCGCGAAGCAAACGUCCGAAGCCGCGCCCGCGGCGGACGCGGACGCGGCCGAGCCUCAGCCUCCCGCCGCGGACGCCGAGCCCCCCGCCGCGCCGUCCCCCGAACCCGCGCCAGCAGAGGCGAUUUCGGAGGCGAAUCCGCCGCCGCCCACGUCCGCGCGCGCGCGCGAGCCCGCGCCCGAGCCGGCGACGUGGGAGGUGGACCGAGGGAGCCCGGUCCCGCCGAGAAUGGACGUCCCGCCGCCGGUGGACGUCCCGCCGCCGGUGGAGGUCCCGCCGCCGCCCGCGCCCGCGCCCCUGAUGCCACCCGCGACGGGCGACGACGACGCGACGUGGGAAGAGAUGGGCGAGUGCAAGAUUAUCGUCGCGAACCUCCCACCCGACGCCACGGACCUCUCCCUCGCGACGAUGAUCGCCCCCGCGGCGCCGGACGCGACCGCGGUGAAGGUCCUCCGAGCGGCGGACGGCACGUCUCGCCGCACGGCGACGGUCGUCUUCGCGUCAGAGCGCGCGGCGAGGCGCGCCGUGAUCGCCGUCGACGCCGGCGCCGCGGGCGCCGGCGUCGCGGCGGAGCAUCACCGAGAGGUGGCGUGGCCGAGCGACGAGGACGACUGCGACGUCGCGAAGACGACGAUAUACGUCGCGAACGUCCCGACGUCGAUCCCCAACGAGGCCGUCGCGCAGGUUAUGGGCACGUACGGCGGCGUCGCGAGGGUGUGGAGAAACGUCGAGCCCGCCGCCGUCGGCGCCGGGGGCGACAAGCCAAUCGUCGGCGUGACGAUGACGUCGAGAGACGCCGCGGAGACGUGCGCGGCGGCGCUGUCGGGGGUGUACAAGUUCGAGGAGUCGCAGCCGCACACGGUGCGCGUGACGUGGUGCGAUCCCUCGGGCGAGCGCGCGCUCCCGGCCGCGGGCGGCGGCGGCGGCGUCGGGGAGAAGAGGAAGCGGGAAGUGGAGGACGGGGCCCAGGACGGAGGCGACGCCCUCUCGCGGCAGGCGCUGAUGUGCGGGCUCCCGCCGACGGCGACGGAGUCUGACCUCGCGACGUACUUCGCGGCCGACGGCGACGACGCGCCGUGUAAGAUCGUCUUCCUGGUGCCGCUUCGCGCGGCGUUUUUGACGUACGCGACCCCGGAGGCGGCAGCGAGGGCGGUCGCGACGCACAGCGGGACGCUGCGGCCGCCGGGGACGGCGGUGCCGGUGACGUUGCGACGAGCGUCGACGGACAUCACGCGGCGGCCCAAGACGCGCGCGGGGGGCGGCGGCGACGGCGACGGCGGCGGGCUGGGCGGGCCUGGGCCGGGCGGGACGUGGCCGUCCGUCCCGAAGCCCGGGCCGCAGUACGGCGAGCCGUCGCCGAAGCUGUACAUCGGGUCCAUACCCGCGCAGUUCGAGGAGGCGCACGUGAUGGCCAUCUUCAGCACCGUGGGGGCGGUGAAGGAGUUGAAAAUUUUACGGCAACACGACGGCCGGCACAAGGGCAGCGGGUUCGUGACGUACCACGACGUCGACGCCACGGAGCGCGCGAUCCACUUCAUCGACAGCAAGUACACGCUGCUCGCGCCCAACUACCCGGCGCAGAAGCCGCUGUACAUGAAGUACGCGGCCGUGGGGGGACAGGGCGGCCCGCGCUCCGUGGGCGGCGCGGGCGCCCCGCGGCAGAUGCCGCCGAUGAUGGGAAUGGGAGCGAUGCCGCAGCAGAUGCAUCCCGCGGCGUACGGGGCGUACCCUCCCCAGCCGCAGCACAACGUGGCGGCGUACGGGCAGCAGCCAGCCUACCAGGCCCAAGCGGCGGCGUACGGGCAGCAGCCCUACGCGCAGCAGCCGGCGCAUAAUGUGGCGGCGUACGGGCAGCAGCCCUACGCGCAGCCGGCGCAUAACGUAGCUGCGUACGGGCAGCCCCCGACGCAGCAGCCGGGCGCGGCGGGCGCGGGCGCGGCGGCGGGGGGAGGGUACGCGCAGUACCCUGGGCCCCAGCAGUGA